AUGGCGGCUGCGGAAUCGGCUUCGUCCGUGAUGCCUGCGAGAGGGGGUUCUGGCAAGAUGACGACGGUGGCGCCGCCGCCGCACGCGGGGGCCGCUUCUCCGCAUCCACCCGCAGAUAGCAGGAGGACCGGAGGAGGCAAGAAGCAACCAGCGGCGAAGAAGCAGAAGAAGUCCUCGAAACAUCUGCUCCCGGCGCCGCCGCCGGCGGUUGGCCCGCAUGGAAAGACGGGAGCAAGGGGAGACGGCGCGGCGGGCGCAGCGGUGGUGGUGGGGCAGUCGACGCCACCGGCGCUUCCGCCGCCCGGCAGGGGCGACCACCGUGUGGGUGAUGGGGCGGAGGGAGACGAAGAUACGGCGGGUGGAGGAGAGAACAGAUCAACAGCGGCAGCGGCGGCGGGGGCGCGGGCGUGGAAAGGGUCACCCGGGGUGGACGCGGCGGCUAGAAAGGAGGGGUGGGUGUCACCGGGGGCAGUGGCAGGUUGGCAGUCGGCGUCAGCACGAACGACGCCUGCGGCGUCGGCAUCGGCGGCGGGGGCGGGGGCGCCACGCGCGCCAGAAGAAAUCGUGGCCGCUGCGGAGGCGUGGUGCGGCGUCGAGGCCUCAAGGCUGAAGCGCGACGCGCAGCAGGCGAAGAAGCGGAGCUGGGACGACUUCGAGAAUGGGGGGAACGGCAGCAUCGGGACUGCGGAAGCGGCGGCGGCGGCGGCGGCGGCGGCGGCUGUUGACAUAGGGACGGCGGAAGGGGCGCGAAGCUCGACAGCACGCGGCAGUGGCGGCGAAACCUGCAGUAGCAACGGCAACCUCGGUGGUGGCCUCAAGGCUCCGCCGCCGCCGCUGCCGCCGCCACCGAACGGUUGGCAACGGUCGGCCGAGACGCCGUCGCCAACGCCGAGCUCUUGCGCCGCCUCGGCUUCAGACUUGUCGGCUAGGUCUCCCGCCACUUGUUCCCCUCCGGGCGAACAGAGGAUAGCGUCCGCGGCCGCCGCCGACGGCGGCGUUGUGCCACCGACUACGACAGGCGGCACGGGCGGGGGGGACACGCCGGAGGUGUCUGCGGCGAGGGCGGCGCUGGAGGAGGCCGAGGAGUGCGUUGGGGUGGACCUGCCGUCGCUGGACAAGGGCCCGCCCGAUGCGGAGGCGGACUGCAUCCUGUGCCACGUCCCGCGGGGCGCGCUGCUCCGGGCGGAGAGGGGCACGAAGGGGCUGGGAUGGUGCCACUGCCUGUGCGCGUUUUCGAAGGGGCUGCUGAUCGAGGACAGAGUAGUCAAGACGCGGGGCCGCAUCAAGGGAGACGGCUCGACGUGCGGCUUCUGCAAGAGGACCGGCGGCGGGAUCAUCGAGUGCUCGGAGAAGGACUGCAAGGUCACCUUCCACCCCCUGUGCGGCAAGCCGUGGGGGGGCUCCGCAGUUCGCGGCCCCCACCUACACCCUGACCAGUGGACGGCGUGGUGCCCGAAGCACUCCGGGGGAGCGGCGGCUAGGGCGGCGGCGGCGAGAGGGUUAGCGGCGAAGGGUCCGUUCAUGGGGGGCGGCAGCAGCAGCGACGGCAAGGCCAUGGUGAUGCCGGUCAAGGAAGUGUACAAGAUCUCGAAAGCUGCGCAGCACAAGACGAAGGCGGCGGCGGCGGCGGCGGCGGCGGCGGCGGCGACAGCAGCGGCGGAGGCGGAGGCGGAGGCGGAGGCGGCAGCGCCGGCGCCGGCUCCCCCGGCGAUACCGGCGAUACGGGCGAUACCGGCGAUACCGGCGAUACGGGCGGUAGUGCCCCCGACCCCAAGAGCGGGGGGUUCGAGGACAGGACCGGGGCGAGGUGUGUCUGUGUGCGAGGCGGACCCAGAGGUUAAGGCGUUGCGAGCGGAGGUUAAGAAGGCGCACAAUCGUACGAGGGAGGGGCUGUGCCCGCCGGGAUGCUGCCACCAGUGCAAGAGGAAGUCUAAGUGGACCGCUCCCUGCUCAACGUGUCAAGAAGUUACGUGCGGGUACUGCAUUAGCCUACACAGGUGGCACAAGACGACAUCCAGGAAGCCCGUGUCAUGGUAG
This is a messenger RNA of Ectocarpus siliculosus, 2037 nucleotides long. The record is from the annotation of a GenBank genome assembly. NCBI's taxonomy places the organism in Eukaryota, Phaeophyceae, Ectocarpales, Ectocarpaceae.